UUUAUAUAUAAAAUACAUAUGCAUGUGUAUAAUCGGGCGGGUUCGGGUUGGAUAGUGAAAAAACCAUGCCCACUCAUUACCUGCAAUAUUCGGGUUCGAGUUUUACUCGUACCCAUAAAAAAUUCUUUGAAUUCGAAUUUUAUCCUACCCGAUUAGGUCGGAUUUGGAUGGAUAUCACACAUAUUUCUGCCAUCCUAAUCUGCGUGAUAGUGAAGCUUUUCUUCUUCGACAUUCUACUUGCGUUACUCCCCCAAAGUUUCAAGACAUCGGAGGUAAAGGCGAGAACAAAAAGCCCCGAAAGAUGUGGAGACGAGCGCUGCCGUCACCGUCUUCAUUCUCCGGCCGAUCCGCCACUCCAGGCAUCGCCGCGAGAUUCUUCUCCUUCGCCUCUUCGCAGCCGCCGCCCUCGACGACGCCCUUUCCCGUUUCCUCUUCUCCGAGGACCACCACUCUCUUCUCCUCAGGUAAAAUUCCGAAGACCAAGGUUGAAAAUGUGAUGCCGAUCGCUACCGGACACGAGCGAGAGGAACUCCAGGCGGAUCUUGAGGGAAGGAACAUUUUAGAGAUCAACUAUCCCGUCGGUCCUUUUGGUACAAAGGAAGCUCCUGCUAUUGUGAGGUCUGUUUAUGACAAACGAAUAGUUGGAUGCUCCGGUGGCGAAGCAGAAGAUGAGCACGAUGUGGUAUGGUUCUGGCUGGAGAAAGGGAAGCCUUACAACUGCGCUGUCUGCUCCCAGCAUUUCAAGUUGGAAGUGAUUGGCGAGGGAGGCUCACCCGAUGGCCAUGGAGAUGAUCACUAAUGCACCGUCGUGCAGUUUCCAUAGUGGAAUAAAUUCAAUGAAGAGACAGUAGGGGAGGCAAAUUCUCCUCCAGUUUUGUUAUGUAGUUAAUAAAACAAGGUUUAGUUGGCGAUACUACUCGAUAUCCCUUGCUUUCUUGUAUGCAGUUUUCCUACAACGAGACUGCUCAAAUGGAAAAAUAGUUACUGGAAACAAUUUUGUUGUCAAAUGUGUCUUUUAUCAGCAGUGUGUUUUCAUGUGUUGUCUCUCCUAUGAACUGAUGUUCCGGCUUCUCAAUUUCAAGCAUUCCUCAACCUGUUGUUUGACUGCAAAAUAUGCAUCUUUUGUCAUAUUUGUGUCUCUAUGUCAGUGCUUCAAUAUUUGAAAAAGGGGGUAGACUUGUAGUUGUAUCAAUGUACCAUGGGAUUAUCGAAACAACAAUGGCAUCAGAAUAUUACAGGAAGAAACUAAGUAGCUCACU
Messenger RNA from Linum trigynum, 1259 nucleotides. NCBI's taxonomy places the organism in Eukaryota, Viridiplantae, Streptophyta, Magnoliopsida, Malpighiales, Linaceae. The record is from the annotation of a GenBank genome assembly.